Chlamydomonas reinhardtii is the source of this 2546-nucleotide messenger RNA. RefSeq lists its product as uncharacterized. The transcript has 7 exons. Bases 112 to 1893 code for a protein of 593 amino acids. Lineage: Eukaryota; Viridiplantae; Chlorophyta; Chlorophyceae; Chlamydomonadales; Chlamydomonadaceae. Gene Ontology annotation, molecular function: protein binding. The record is from RefSeq and is a predicted model, not a curated record.
GUUGAGCAAGCGCCAGGAUCUGUGGGGCUGUGUGGUCCGUGUCUCAAGGAAGUCAUUUGCACGCUUGCGCCACCACACGCGGGCACGAGAACUCGCAUAGGGCUGACUACAAUGUACAGCUCGCAACCACUUGGCCAGCUGGGCAGAUGCGGCGGCCUGUCCUCGCGCAUGGCUACCCGGCCAGCCCUGCCACUCCAAUGCGUCGCCGCGCCGCGUGCGGGCCUGGCGGGCCGCUCGCUAGCGCUGACGGUGCGCGCGGCCAAGGGUUUUGGUAAGGCCAAGCCGCAGCCGGUGCGCCGGCCGGGCGAGUCGGACGACGACGACGACGACGGCAGCUCGGCCCAGCAGCAGCGGCGCCGCAAGGGCAAGACCGUGAAGCUGUACCCCGGCGCGAUGGGCCUCAUCCCGGGCCAGGCGCAGCAGCAGCGGGUGGCGGGGCCGCCUCAGGCGGAGGGCGCCGCCAGCAUGGCCCCCGAGCUGCUGGUCCCCAGCGCGCCCACAGAGGAGGAGGACGACUUCGCCGCCCGACUGGCCGCACUCAAGGAGUCCGGCCGCGAGCGCGCCGCCGCCUCCGCCUACACGUCCGCCUCCGCCACCGACGCGCUCUCCGCCGCGCCAGCCAUCUUCGACGCAAAGUCCAACGGCGCCAGCCCUGCCGGCGGCCCCGCCACAGCCGCCGCCGCCUCCGACGACAUCUACGCCAACCCGCCGCCGCUGGCGCAGACGCUGCUCAAGGCGGCGGGCGGCGGCGCCGCCGCCAGCACCAUCUCCGACCCGGCGCUGCGCGACGCCAACAUCGGCCCCAGCCAGCUGGGCCUGGCGGGCGGGGCGCUGGUGUUCAUCGCGGUGUUCCUGGUGGUGGCGGCGGGGGACUACGCCCCGGCCAGCAAGCGCUACGCGGGGGUGCGGCCGGCGCAGUCGCCGCCGGACGCCAUUGAGGCCAAGAUCCUGGCUGGCAAGGUGGCGCUGUACGAGGACCAGAUCAAGGCCGACCCCACCAAUGACGCCGCCACGGAGGCUCUGGCCACCACCUACGCGCAGCUGCUGCAGUACGACAAGGCGGCCGGGCUGCUGGAGAAACUCACCAAGAGGAACCCGGCGGACUCGGAGGCGUGGCGGCUGUUGGGCGAGAGCUCCCUGCUCAGCCAGCAGUCGCGCAAGGCUGUGCCGGCGUUUGAGAGGGCGGUGGAGCUGCGGCGCGCGGCGGUGGGCCCGCCCGUCAACACGGCGGGCGGCGUGGUGAUGCAGCCGGACCUGCAGCUGCUGACGGGGCUGGUGGACGCAUACAUCGCCAAUGGCGAAUACGGCAAGGCGGUGGACGCGCUCCGUGGUGUGCGGGAAGAGCUUCGGGCGGCGGCGCAGCAGCCCCCGCAACAGCUACCCGCCACCCCCGCCGCCACCCCGGCUGCCACUGCUGCCGCCUCCACCAGCCAGCCGCCCGUGCUGGAGGCGCCGCCGCUCACGGGCGACGCCGACACCUCCACCGCCGCCUCCACCUCCUAUGCCUCCGAGCCCGCGGCAGCCGCCUCCGCCGCCUCAGCCACCUCGGCCGCCUCGGCCGCCUCCACCUCCUCCUCCUCCGGCCCCGACCUGCCUCCCGCGCGGCCGCUGGACCCGGUGGGGCUGGAGCUGCUGACGGCCAAGAGCUUCGCGGCGUGGCGCGGCCACGAGCAGGACGCGCUGGCCACCUACGAGGAGCUCAUCAAGGCCUUCCCCGAGGACUACCGGGGCUACCUGGCCAAGGGCGUGUUCCUCAAGGAGCGAGGCCGCAAGGCGGACGCGGAGCGCAUGUUCCUGCAGGCCCGCUUCUACGCGCCCGCCUCCAAGCAGCAGCUGGUGCGCGCCAUUGCCGACGCCACGCCCACCGCGCCGCAGCUGCCGGACAACAACUAGAUGUGAUGUGGCGGCACGGGGCGGGGCGGGCGGUGUGUGGGGGGCUGUGCGGCAGUGGGCGCUGGCCGUGCUGGUGGUGGGGCUGGCGGCGGCGGUGGUGGUGGUGUAGAGGUGUGUUAGAGGGGGCGGACUGGGCAGACGGGUGGGCUGGCAGGUGGACGACUGGAGGAUGGGCGGGGCGCGAGCUAGACGCGCAGGAGAGGGAGAAGUUCGGGGCGCUGAGGUGCAGGAGAGGGCGAAGUCCGGGUGGCUGGGGGGCGGGGCUCGGGUGGCCGUGGUGUGCGAGCUGGCCACACGUCCACAACCAAAGCAAGCGACAAACUGCCGAUCUUCAUCAUGAAGUGUUGUUGAAGAUUUCUUGGGUCCUCUAAACCAACGGAGCAGGUUGGAAUGAAGAAUCUGUGACGGGUGGUGCGUGCUACACAUAUGUAGGCGGGUGUUGGAAGUAUGCGCAGUAUGCAUCCUCUGAUUGCAUUCGGGUCCUUCUCGAGAAUGUGAGUUCGCGGAUAUCAGAGCCAAUCCGCGCAGCAGGUCAGAUUCAAUAAGUUACAGCCUCGGUUGGGCCGCACGAUGGCCGUGUGCCGCAAGUGCUGUGCGCCUGUGCCUCCUAUGUCCAUGUCCACCGUCUACCUCCCAUGUACCUAACUCGGCCU